AUGGAAACCCCAGUCUGGCCCUUUAAAGAAAAAAUAAAUAGAUAUGCCAGAAACCUCUUGGACAAAGCCAGUGAGUUGAUAGCCGAGAGAUUGGGUACAGAGGUGCUGCAGAUCCCGAUAUCAAUGGAGGCUCCCGGCAUAAGACUUGUAUUGUUACCGGAAUAUGAAGGCUAUGAUAAGACAUGGGCUGGUGCAGAUAAACUACAGAUGGACAUUAUAAAUCAACAUAACAUAAUCUGUGUUAUUUCUCCAGUACAGAAUGAACUUUACCUGCGACUUUCUGCCAACAUUUACAACGAAUUGACCGAUUACGUCAAAAUUGCCGAUCUUAUAUUAAAUGGGCUGCGCAAAACAAGUUAAAGACACUGUGUUGUGAAAA
Saccostrea cuccullata (small rock oyster) is the source of this 379-nucleotide messenger RNA. RefSeq lists its product as uncharacterized. Bases 1 to 360 code for a protein of 119 amino acids. The transcript is spliced from 3 exons. The record is from RefSeq and is a predicted model, not a curated record. NCBI's taxonomy places the organism in Eukaryota, Metazoa, Mollusca, Bivalvia, Ostreida, Ostreidae.